Coprinopsis cinerea okayama7#130 is the source of this 612-nucleotide messenger RNA. RefSeq lists its product as hypothetical. The transcript has a single exon. The record is from RefSeq and is a predicted model, not a curated record. NCBI's taxonomy places the organism in Eukaryota, Fungi, Basidiomycota, Agaricomycetes, Agaricales, Psathyrellaceae. The coding region runs from base 1 to 612 and encodes 203 amino acids.
AUGUCUGUCCUACCACCGCUUACCGACAUCCAACAAUCUAGAGUAUCGGAGGACUCGCCGCUCUCAACGGCGCUUUCGAUCCUGUUCGAGCAUUCCCCUAUCCUCAUCUCGAUCUUGCAGCCACAGCUCCAGGCACUCUUCCAAUCAGGAACUGUUCCCCAGUCCUACGCCCAGCUUGUCGACUUGUCACUGGCAGAAAUUAGCAAAUGGAAGCUAGCUGCACAGUCGGAGUUCAUCUCUGGGCAUCCAAGGAUAGGGGAGAACUCGAACCUUUCGAAACUCAGCGCGAAAGAGCAAGGAGCGCAAGGCGUUACACCAACUCCACCAGAGGUUUUGGCACGACUGGCACACCUAAACGCAGGAUAUGAGGUCAAGUAUCCUGGGUUGAGGUAUAUCACCUUCGUCAAUGGGAGGAGUAGAGUUACGAUUGCGGAGGAAAUGGAGGGCGUGCUGGGAUGGGAGCACUCGUUAUCCCCUGACGAGCCCAAAUUGGAGGGUAUCACCACCAUCUACACCUCGGACACGGACGAAUGGAAGUCUGAAUUGAAGAGGGCGGUGAAGGAUGUAGGGCUUAUCGCGAAGAGUAGAUUGAGGGCUUUGGGAGUAGAAUAG